Molecule: messenger RNA, 2142 nt
Organism: Daucus carota subsp. sativus
Lineage: Eukaryota; Viridiplantae; Streptophyta; Magnoliopsida; Apiales; Apiaceae
Product: chlorophyllide a oxygenase, chloroplastic
Exons: 9
Coding region: 119-1720 (533 amino acids)
Cellular component (GO): cytoplasm
Molecular function (GO): iron ion binding; chlorophyllide a oxygenase activity; 2 iron, 2 sulfur cluster binding
Source: RefSeq, a predicted model, not a curated record
ACUCCCAUUUAUUCCUCUCCCACUAAAAUUUAAUAUCUUUCAUUAUUUCCCCUCUCUCUCUCCCUCAAAUCUCUCCUCUCUCCUCUCUUUCUCUCUGUGACUUGAGCUUUGAAGCGCCAUGUGUUCUAUUGCCACAGCUGCAGCUCUAUCUCUGCCGAUAUCAUUUUCCCCAUAUUCCAAGUCUAUUUCCAAAAGGGGUUUCAAAGCUGGAUUCCGUGUGUUUGCUAUAUUAGGGGAUGAAAAUGGUGUAGUGGAUAAAAAAAACCCUUGGGGUGCUAUCUUUGAAGUAGAACAACCGAGGUUUAAAGUCACUCACGUUCGAGGGAAGUUUGUGGAUGUAAAUGAAGCUCUGGAAGUGGCUAGAUUUGAUAUACAGUAUUGUGAUUGGCGGGCUCGGCAGGAUCUACUUACAAUCAUGCUUCUUCAUGAAAAGGUUGUUGAUGUAUUAAACCCUCUGGCCCGAGAAUACAAAUCCAUUGGCACUGUUAAAAAGGAACUUGCAGAGCUCCAACAAGAGCUUGCACAAGCACACAGACAGGUCCAUAUAUCUGAAGCACGGGUUGGUGCUGCUGUAGAUAAGCUAGCUUACAUGGAAGAACUGGUGAAUGAUAGGCUGUUACAAGAUAGAAGUGUAACAGAGACCGAUGGAAUAUCCCCUUCUCCCAGUACUUCUGCAGAGAGUUUGGAGACUGUUAAGAAAAAGAUGCCCAGGAAAAGUCUGAAUGUGGCUGGUCCAGUUCAACCUUACCAUUCUCGUCUAAAGAAUUUUUGGUAUCCAGUGGCCUUUACUUCAGACCUCAAAGAUGACACUAUGAUCCCGAUUGAUUGUUUUGAACAACCUUGGGUCUUAUUUCGGGGAAAAGAUGGAAAACCAGGAUGCAUAAAGAACACAUGUGCACACAGAGCAUGUCCUCUUGAUCUUGGUUCAAUCAACGAGGGUAGAAUUCAAUGCCCAUAUCAUGGAUGGGAAUAUGCAACAGAUGGCACUUGCGAGAAAAUGCCAUCAACGAAGUUUGUUAAUGUGAAGUUAAAGGCAUUGCCAUGCUUUGAGCAAGAAGGAAUGAUAUGGAUUUGGCCCGGUAGUGAUCCUCCUGCAGCCACUAUUCCCUCAUUACAGCCUCCUCCAGGUUUUAAGAUACAUGCUGAGAUUGUAAUGGAACUUCCAGUGGAACACGGGCUCCUCUUAGAUAACCUCUUGGAUCUUGCACAUGCACCUUUCACUCACACUUCAACAUUUGCAAAGGGAUGGAGUGUUCCAAGUCUGGUGAAAUUCUUGACACCUGCAUCUGGUCUUCAAGGAUACUGGGACCCCUAUCCAAUAGAUAUGGAAUUUAAGCCACCUUGUAUAGUGUUAUCAACAAUCGGAAUUUCAAAACCAGGGAAAUUGGAGGGUCAGAGCACCAGCCAGUGUGCUACACACCUUCACCAACUUCACGUCUGCUUGCCAUCAUCUAAGAACAAGACAAGGUUAUUAUACAGAAUGUCCCUGGAUUUUGCUCCCAUACUCCAGUACGUUCCUUUCAUCGAUCACUUGUGGAAGCAUUUUGCAGAAAAGGUUCUAAAUGAGGAUUUACGGCUUGUACUUGGGCAACAAGACAGAAUGAUUAACGGAGAAAAUGUAUGGAAUAUGCCAGUAUCCUACGAUAAGCUAGGAGUAAGAUACAGAUUAUGGAGAGAUGCUGUUGAGCGCGGAGUCAAACAAUUACCCUUCAGCAGUUAAUCUAGAAGCUACAUUUUUUCAGUUGACCUAACUCCUUUAUACUGUGUUUUUGCAAACCACCGAUCAUCUUAACUGAACAGAACUUCAGGUGAUCAACAACUCCUAUUAACAGUUUUGCACAGUAAUGUUUUCCUUUGCCAAGGAAACUAUACUGAAUUCUUCACCUGAGAGAAUAUCGAGGCGAUUCUAAGGAGGAAACAUACAGUUGAUGGUGCUGCACACCAGCCAACCCUGUAAUAUAUGAGAAUCUGCACAUUACCUUUUCUUUUUUGAGUACAGUUCACCUCUGACAUUUUUUUUUCUUAUCAAAAAAAUUUCACCUAAAAAUUGCUUGAUAGGCUUGUGGCAAGAAAUGUCAUCUGUAUGAUAUCCAAUUGUUUUUGGCAUUUGAAAUAAGAAAUCAGCAAGAACCUUGUGAUUCA